Talaromyces rugulosus is the source of this 306-nucleotide messenger RNA. RefSeq lists its product as uncharacterized. The transcript has a single exon. The record is from RefSeq and is a predicted model, not a curated record. Bases 1 to 306 code for a protein of 101 amino acids. NCBI's taxonomy places the organism in Eukaryota, Fungi, Ascomycota, Eurotiomycetes, Eurotiales, Trichocomaceae.
AUGCAGUCGGUUGCUCCCGAAGUUUUGCUCAUCCAUUACAAUGAGGAUGAAAUAGUGUACUGGGGAAAUUUACCGCUGCCUGAUGUUGCCUCGGUGAGUGAUGACGAGUGGUCGUCUCUCCUUCAGGCCCUACUUUCACCAGCACUUGGGCUCAAAGAAACUUGCGUCAAACUCAGAUGGGCUCUAGAUAUGAUUGAGCGCCUAGAUGGAUUGAAAGAAUCGGAACUUAGAACAUACUUGGUCGUUAGCAUCGAACAACGUGUUACAAAAGGUGCUAGGCACCGAAAAGAGCCUUCAGGAUAUUAG